GCUAGCUGUCUCUGAGUCUGAGCCAUCAAUUCAACAACAUGGCAGAAAAACGGAAUGAGAUUCGAUCCCUUGCUUCUUUUUUCGAUAUAGGGAACGUAAAAGUCAAUAUUAAUAGUGAGACGAAGUUACCUUGCAUUCAGUGCAAUGGAACGUCUGUCUCUGGGUUGAUGUCAAUCUGCUCCUACCUAGCAACCACAUCAGGGAAGGCGGAGCUUGUUGGCAAGGAUGCUAAAUCGAGGGCCCUCGUUGGUCAGUGGCUUGAAUACAGAGUAACAGAGGUGGACAGAUGUCAGGGAGACAAAGAGGAAAGGAAUGUUUUCAAGGAACUGAAUGCGUAUCUGUCUACAAGAACAUAUUUUGUUGAACAGCGAUUUAGCCUUGCUGACUUACUUCUCUACUAUGGUCUUCACAACAAAGUUAAUGGGCUCACUUAUCACGAGAAGGAAACAUAUAUGCACUUAUCAAGAUGGUUUGACAAUGUCCAGAGGCUUCCAAACACCAGGCAACACCUGACAGAGGUACCCUUUGCACUCAAUAGGUUGUAUGCUGGAUAUGUACCUCACUGAUACCAACCAUCAUGUAUAGUGUAUGUUGGGAAGCCGGGAAGGGGGGGGGGGGUUGUUUCACAAAGAAUAAAGUGUGACCAGGGUAGCAUUUCAUGAAAGGAUUUGUCGGACG
Lytechinus variegatus (green sea urchin) is the source of this 678-nucleotide messenger RNA. RefSeq names its product eukaryotic translation elongation factor 1 epsilon-1-like (gene eef1e1). Gene Ontology annotation, biological process: positive regulation of DNA damage response, signal transduction by p53 class mediator. The record is from RefSeq and is a predicted model, not a curated record. Lineage: Eukaryota; Metazoa; Echinodermata; Echinoidea; Temnopleuroida; Toxopneustidae. The transcript is spliced from 5 exons. Gene Ontology annotation, cellular component: aminoacyl-tRNA synthetase multienzyme complex; cytoplasm; nucleus. Bases 39 to 566 code for a protein of 175 amino acids.